CACAAUUGCAUAGAGAUUCAAAAAGAACGUCGACGCAGAGUUUUGAGGAAUGGUGUACGAGGCGCAUUGGCUUGGGGAAGAGCGAACUCUUCCAUAAAAGAAAGAAGUUCCUCGCCUUUAUCACCCAGCAACGUAUAUGGAGUUACACUGUACCUCUCUAUUCAGAAACAUUUACGUGUAUGUAUGCAUCUGGAUGAACGAAAAUCCCACACAUGAAAAAUUUUCAAAGAUAGGUAGAAGGACAUGUACGAGAAGCUCGGUGGAUCGGCUACCUCGUGGAAGAGUCAAAUAACCGCGGGGAGCUUCUGGGAGUUCCCUGAAAUGCAAAGACGUUUUCUUUCGGCCUCUGUGUGUGUGUGUCUGUAACGGUGUCAAGAUCUCUCUGUCCCUCUGUGGAGAGAUCCCUUUCUGCGUCAUUUGCUAUCGAUUCAGCUCCUUUUCUCGAAACGUUUCUCGCUCUCUCAUCCGAACUUUUCUUCGAGUGCAUCUCCUUCUUCCCUACCAUCUCUCUCGCUCACCCUCGUCCCCGCCGCUUGUCUCUCCCCUCUUCUUCUGUCCGUGUACAAACAGGAAUCAAAAAGACUUUGGAUUGAGUGUAGCGAAAAAGUGAACAGUGCGACAAGUUUCCUGUGUCUCGUCGUCUCCAGCCGGCACUGUUGAGAGCAUUCGCUUCGCCCCCGCGGAGCUCCUGUCACAAGUUCCUCGCUUCUCGCGCCGUUCAGGUUCCUUUCUGCAAAAAAUCAUGUCUCCAGUUCCUCACUGAGUUUUCUCGACCAAGAACGAACGCGUUCGUUGCCUUCUGCCUGCCAUGACUUUUUCCGGAAGGCGCUCGUAUCGGAACUUUUUUCAAGACCCAUCAGCUCACGCCGGGAACUGACGGCGCAUUCCUGCGCGUUCGUUUUUUCAGUUCCUUGAACUGCCUUCUUGGCUCGCGAUCUCCGACGGUGUUUGUAUGUCGCGUUCCACGUCGAACAAGCAAAUCUCUCUCGCCCCAGUCAAGUUUGCGUUUUUCGGCUCCCGAUCGUUUCGCUACGUUUCUGUAGACGACGUCUUUCUGGGGAGUCCAUUAUCCUGUGUGUGCAAAGCCUCGUUUCGGCCUUGACCAGGCGUUUGCUUUUUUCGCACACCGGCGCUCUGCCUUUGCGUUUUCGAGUCGGCGACACUCGGUGCCGCUGAGAAUAGACAUCCGUCCCUCAGAUAUCCCGUCAGGGAAGAGUUCGAAACUCGAAAAACAAUUGUGAGAAGAAGUCGUUGUGUCUCCCGCCCCCCGCCUUUUCCUGUCUGGAGCGGCGCGAUCCGCAACGGCGCGUUGUUCUUCUCCUCCUCCCCCGCGCGCGUUUGUCGCCUGCGAGUUGGAGGGGACGCGCAUGCACUGUGGCGGGGCGUUUGCGGCUUUUCGGCCGUCGGCUUUUCAACUCUGUUCGCAUGGCCAGGGUGCAGGAAGUUUCUGUUUCUGCGCGGUUCUCCCCACCCUGUCGCUGGAGAGAAAUCUGUGUCGCUGCACGCUGCCUGGUGGCGGUUGACUCUUCGGCGCCUCUGCGCCUCUCUUUGUCUUCGCUCUCUCUGCGCAACCAAGACAGACACGAGAAGAACGCAGUUUUUCUGCGAGACUGCAUGCAGCAGAAAGCUUUCCUCGUUCUCGCCGGGCAAGGCGACCGGGGCCGCAAGUGCGUCGACUCUUGUGCUCUCUUGUGCUCCUCCUCCGCCGUCUGUUUUUCUCGGAACAGUCGGGAGAGAGUCUCUCGGAGAGGCAACCGCGCAAAGAAACCGACCUGCCCGACGAGUCGGUGGAAACGGGGAGACUGCCGCCUCGUCGGCACCAGGGCGAGGACGCGAGAGCACGCAUGCGGGAGGCACACCGAGAGGGAAAACGAAGCGGAAAAACCGGAAGACGGAGAGGAAAUGCAAAUGCUGGAGGCUGCUCAGGGCCGACAAGAGAGGAGGCAACUCGGAGAAGAGUGUGGCGUCUCUCUCUUCUGCCUGCGCCGUCUCCACACAAAUGACUUCGGAUUUCGUCUGGUUGCUGAGGGAGGCCAAACUCUCUGAGGAAGUCUCGCCAUUCCCCGAGAUUCCCUGCACCUUCAAGCGCCCAGCAACCUCUCUCUUCCUUUCAAACGAAGUCGCCGUGCGAACCUGGCGUUGCCGGCUUGUCUCCUGAAGACCCUCCGUCCCUGUCGUCGAACGCUUCCUCGACCUUCUCGGUCUUCCCUUGUUUAUCUCGUUUAUCUCGUUUCUCUCUUCUCCUCAGCCUCUCUUUUUCUUCCUCGUCUCGAGGUUCUCCUCCACACUCCCGCUCUCUGUCUCGCUUUUCCUCGGCUCUGCCUCUCUCUUCGUUUCCUCUCUCCUCUCGCGCGGUCUGUCUCCGUGCUACUCCUCUCUCAAUGGCUUCCCCUGCUGCGCCGCCUUCGCGCGCGGACGCCCUGGCGGGAGACCUCUCUCUGCCGCGGCAGCCUCCGCCUCCGAGCCAGGAAGUUUCUCCUCCCGCGAGCAUGUCUCCUCCCCAGCCUCCCAGUGCAUGCAGUCCAGGCCGCGCAGCCAGUCCGAGCGGUGGAGCUCCCGAGACUGUCGCCUCAGCUGUCUCCGAGCCGCUGACGAACGGAAGCCAACGCGCAGGCCUCGCUCCGUCGCCUCAUCGGGCACCAGGGAGGACCGGGAUCUCUGGGCGCGAAGAAGGCGAGAAAGUUCAGGGAGGACCUCGCGGCGAGAAGGUCUACGGAGGCUUGCAGGCGUCGCUGUUUCCGCCUCUCUCAGCCGCGACGGCGCCGCCGCGCGCGCAUGCAGGCGUCGCCGCGCGCUCAGACCUCGUGGGCGGUCCUCCGAGUCUCUGGGAGGUCUACUUCACUCCGGACUCCAACAUUCCUUACUUCUACAACGCCCUCUCCAAACACGUUCAGUGGCACCGUCCCCUGCCUCCGAAGGAAUACGUCGACCAGCUCGGACAUCCCGACAUCCCUGAACUCAACGCAGCUCAGACACCGCCGCCUCCAGGCGUCGGCGCGAAGGGAUCGCCUGUCCUGUACGGCCCUCUGGGAAGCAACUUGUUCGUGUAUCACAUCCCCCCCGAGUGGACAGAGCAGCAGUUCUUCCGGCAUUUCGCACCCUUCGGAAAUGUGAUUUCCUGUAAAAUUCAGACGAACGCUCAGACUGGAAAACGCAGUGGCUUCGGUUUCGUCAGCUACGACAACCAGGCAAGCGCGAUCGCGGCGAUUCGCGCGAUGAAUGGAUACGCUGCAUGCGGCAAAUUCUUGAAAGUGCAGCUGAAGAAGGGUGAGGAGCAUCUCCUGCCUCCGGACUUGGCGGCGUAGCAGCCGGCGCCAGCGAAAUCCUCCGCUUGAACAGCUGCUUUCACAGACGCAUGCAUGAACUCCACAAGGAGUGCUCGUGAAGCUGAGAGAACAGAGUCGAGCGAGACUGCGGAGACAGCUGGCGAAACCAUGCCUCUCUGAAGACGCUCUUCCCGGCGACCUGUGUCGCUUCCUUGCCCUGCGGGGUGACAGACUCCUUCCAGGGGAACGAACUACGAAGAAGGAUAGAGAAUGCGAGAGAGAACAAGCGGGAGUUCGAGACAGAGACUGGUGAAGAGUGUCUUGGGCACAGCAGCUGAGGCAGCGAAGACGAGAUUCACUGCCCCGGCAAAAGGGUCGCCGCAAGUGCAGCUGCGUGAUAGAAGAAAAAAGCUCAUGCCGUGGGUAUGCAUGCAUGCAGCAGCAAGCGCGACAGGACAGAAAGCAGCGUGUAGUUUUUCCUUCGCAACUUUUCGCUUGUCCCCCGCUCUGCUCUUGAGCUUCCAGAAAGGGGGCGAGAGAGGCGCGACGGACAGGUGGAUGAGGCCUUCCGAGAUCAUCGCCUUUGAAUGGCGAAGCGCAACCAAGUGCGCAAAGACGCAAACCGACAAAUUUUCGUUGCUGCCUGUUUCUUUUAUUCGAGAGUUGUUGAGCCGUUUCUCUUCGCAUGUUCUUUCUUUGCCGUCUGUUGUUUGUUCAUUUUUCCCCGCAAUUGGCCGUCUCUGAACGGACUGUCCGAUUUGUCCUCAUGUCAGGCGCUCGGACGCCGGAAAGCGAAACCCCAAAUUCGUUCCUUCCAUUCAGCCUCGUUUGUUGCGUCGUGAACAGCGUCCCGAUGUCUUCUUUCGUCUCGCCCCCUGGCUUCCUGCUCCUCUCUGUCCGCCUGUUCUUCAAAUUGUCUUUUUUCCUUACCGUUGCAAGACGCGCCUUUCGAGGGCGCAAAUGCGGAGUAGGCAGGAGCGAACAGAGCGCCCCCCCGGGAGCCUCUCUCGCAGGAGCAGAAGCUGAUGCCGAUAGCAGCUGAGGCACAACAGUUAGCUUUAUACACCGACGCUGUGUUCAGAUGCAUGCAUGGCAGCACCGUGCAUGCGUGCAGAUUACCUUGAAGCACGCGUGCUAGGCUGAGAAGAUCUUUUUCGGCAUCUGUCGACGCUCUCCACACUGAGUCCCGACCUCGCACACCGUGUCUCUCAAGCGUUCGUUCACGGGAGUCCGAAAAGGCGCAGCGCUUUACGCCAGAGUUGUGUGUUGCCCGUCGAUGCAUUUACGUAAAGUCAUACGGUUCACCG
Messenger RNA from Toxoplasma gondii ME49, 4573 nucleotides. RefSeq names its product RNA recognition motif-containing protein. Bases 2382 to 3305 code for a protein of 307 amino acids. NCBI's taxonomy places the organism in Eukaryota, Apicomplexa, Conoidasida, Eucoccidiorida, Sarcocystidae. Gene Ontology annotation, molecular function: RNA binding; protein binding. Gene Ontology annotation, cellular component: ribonucleoprotein complex. The transcript is spliced from 3 exons. The record is from RefSeq and is a predicted model, not a curated record.